UUAUAGCAGAGGUUGUUUUUACUGCAGGCUAUUAUUAGACACCAUCAUGGCAGAAGAAAAUAGGCCUUCUGCUCCGCUAAGGGAAUGACUUUUAGGGUUAAUGGCAUGAUUCAUAACAGAAAUACAGGCUGCAGAUGGUAAAACGAACAGCCUACUUGAAACAGGAGUGGAGUUUAGGCCAGAAUGGUUGCUCUUCUGUAUCCUUGCGCCGUUCAGGAGGCUGAUGUGGGCUCCAUGGCACCGAUAGGUCGGGUUGGAUCGAUCCUCAGGACGCAGCAGAACGACCGAAACUCCGGCAAAACCUCGAUGUUUGUCUUAAAGUGUGGAAACAGACGCUGGUGCACAGCAGGCCCUGGAGUCAGGGCUGAUUUCCUUGUUGAUGUCAGGCCCGAUCGACAGCGGAAAGAAAAACGCAUCCAGAACAGGUGCAAUAAAAACCGGAUCUUACGCUUUCACCCGGUGCCACGAAUAAACCACGAAGGAGAGUCUUUCGGUGCUUCAGAAACCGAGACGCGCGGAUGUUUGUGGGGGCAGGGGUGCUCGCUGUCAGGGGGGAAUCCCGCGCUAUCACUUGUGUGUUUGCUGUGUGUUUGUAGCGUUUCUCUGCUGAUGAAAUGGCAGCAGGAGCAGCAUCAUAUCGCCUGACUCAUCCCGCAUCAGUACCACUGCCGUAAAGGACCGUGGAGAGGCGCAACACUGAAGAAAAACCACUUUUUAAAGAUGACGAGUAUUCCUCGAUGUGUCAGCCUCCAUGCAUGACUUCAGACCGCCUGUCACUGGCCAAACCCUCCAUUUCACGCGGAACCCCAUAAUUGGAGACGUCACCGUGCCAUCCUAUUCAACGCGCGCCCUCGACCGGAGCAGUGAUGCAGCACGAGCGCCUGCUCAAAGUCUUGGUCAUCGGCGAUCUGGGAGUCGGUAAAACGUCCAUCAUAAAGCGCUACGUGCACCAGGUCUUCUCCCAGCACUACCGCGCCACCAUCGGAGUGGACUUCGCUCUCAAGGUGCUUAACUGGGAUCACAAGACGGUGGUGCGGCUGCAGCUGUGGGACAUCGCCGGGCAGGAGCGCUAUGGCAACAUGACCCGCGUGUACUACAGGGAGGCGGUGGGGGCCCUCGUCGUCUUCGACAUGACCAGACUGUCCACGUUUAAGGCCGUCCUCAAGUGGAAAGGAGACCUGGACUCGAAGGUCGCCCUUGGUAACGGGACGCCGGUUCCCGCCGUUCUAUUGGCCAACAAGUCCGACCAGCGGAGUCUGUGCCCCAAACUGCCCAAACUGGAGAAGUUCUCCAGAGAGUACGGAUUUGUCGGCUGGUACGAAACAUCUGCCAAAGACAACACCAACAUUGAUGUCGCCAUCGCUUGCUUGGUGAAGAGCAUCAUGACGUUGCAGGAUGAUAGAGCUCUGCGGGACGCCACCGCCGGCAGAACCGAGCCGGAAGACGGCGUUCUGAUCCUCCCUCGCUUCGACUACGACACGAAGGAGAAGGGACUCAGUGGGUGUUCAGGAUGUUCCUCGCUUAAACCCAGAGACGGGGACAACGACUAAAGGAGGGAAGGAGGUUAUUUUGUUAUAUUUAUACGCUGUAACUUAAAGAUUCAUCCACGUUCUUCCUCCUUUCAUCCUCUCAAAGAGGAAACGGUGAAAGAGUUUCAUAAUAGAAUCAUUUUAUUGUAUUUUUAUAAAAGUCAAAAAUCUAUUAAAGAUCUAUUAUUUUCAAAACUUGAUGCUAAAAUGUUUUAUGGAUUUGAAAGAAAACACGACUCCUGAAAAAGAUAUUUAAAUAUUUUUGUUUGUAACAAAUGAAUUUUACCAGAAUUUGUUAUUUCGUAAUGACCUGUUGGAGGUCCGCCCCUUCACUUGUGAGUAACAGAUUAAAAAACUAAUUGUAAAACCUUUUUACAUUCACAAAAGUGCACUUUUAAUUUGUCAUAUCUUCUCUAUUUCUUGAAAAUCUUUUGUUGUACAAAUCUUUUUGCUUUGAAGCAAAAAAUGGACAUUAAAAAAAAAAAAUACUGCUCUAUCCACAACUGUUUUAAAAUAUAUAUGUCUUGUGAUCUGUCUCCGUCUGGCACAGCGCUAUGUAAGCAGCUACUUUAGCGAGUCUAGACUUAUGGAUAUUUUGCUCUGUAGUUUGUAUUUUAUAACUAUUUUUACAGGAUUUGUAAUUUAAAAUGUUUUAUUUCCAUACCAUAAAAAAUAAAUGAA
Messenger RNA from Cottoperca gobio, 2210 nucleotides. RefSeq names its product ras-related protein Rab-38. The transcript has 5 exons. Gene Ontology annotation, molecular function: GTPase activity; GTP binding. Gene Ontology annotation, cellular component: lysosome; late endosome; trans-Golgi network. Gene Ontology annotation, biological process: phagosome-lysosome fusion; endosome to lysosome transport. NCBI's taxonomy places the organism in Eukaryota, Metazoa, Chordata, Actinopteri, Perciformes, Bovichtidae. Bases 867 to 1550 code for a protein of 227 amino acids. The record is from RefSeq and is a predicted model, not a curated record.